Molecule: messenger RNA, 573 nt
Organism: Naegleria fowleri
Lineage: Eukaryota; Heterolobosea; Eutetramitea; Acrasida; Naegleriidae
Exons: 1
Coding region: 1-573 (190 amino acids)
Source: RefSeq, a predicted model, not a curated record
AUGUUCUCCCCUCAUCUCACAAACUCCUUUUCACAUCUGCCAAAUGUCAACGGCAGUUCCCAUCAAAGACAACCUCAAGCAAUAGAAAUUACAUGGGAAUACCUUGAACCAGGUAUAGACAAUGAACACCUCUUUCAUCACAUGCAUGUAUCAAAAUCUCUGCUUGGAGAACCAUGUGCUCGCCUCGAUUGCAAAAUUAAAGGAAGAAAAGUCCCAAUCGAUUUACAGCACUUUUCAGAAGAGUUCCAAAUUACAUGUUUCAUGGCAUCUGACUUUUCUUGUUCGAAUCAUUCAUUAAUUACUUCUCAAUUAUUGAAUCCAAACAAAUCUCCUCAUGCACACUUUCCUAAUGAAUUUAUUCAAUUUUCAACUCAACUUCAAAGAACGAAAGAAACUUCACUCAUGUUGUGUGUGCCAUACAAGUGGUGGUUGGGAGUGUCAAAAUUCCGACGAAUGCAUGUGCACGGUGCAUGUAUCACAAGUGAGGAAAAGUUUGUUGGGUAUUUGGAUUUAUCCAAUAUUCCCAUAGAAAAGUUGUUGGAAGCUCAUCUUCAUGCCCUUGUUGGACCAUGA